CAUGUUCCUCACAGUCCUCGUGCCUGGCCCAUCAAACCCAAAGAUGAAGUUGGACGUAUUCUUACAGCCAUUGAUACACGAGUUAAAAUCUCUGUGGGAGGUUGGUGUGAACACUUACGACAUAUCGUUGAAGCAAAAUUUCCAGAUGCGAGCAGCUCUGAUAUGGACUAUCAGUGAUUUUCCAGCGUACGCUAUGUUGUCUGGGUGGGGUACAGCUGGGAAAUUGGCAUGUCCACAUUGCAUGGAGAAUACAGAAGCAUUCACUUUGCCGAUGAGUGGAAAACAAUCGUGGUUUGAUAAUCAUCGGAAGUUCUUACCUCCUAACCAUGUGUUUAGGAGAAACAAAACUUCAUUCUUGAGGAAUAAGACAUGCAAUGUUGAUCCACCAGAACAAAGAUCAGGAAUACAAAUCUUGAAUCAAAUCGAGGGGUUAGGCUUCGUGAAGGUUACCGAAGACUUCGAUGGCAGGAACGCUCAACUCGCCAAAUAUCAAGAUGUAGGGUGGAAAAAGAAAAGCAUAUUUUGGGAUCUACCCUAUUGGAGAUAUCUUUUGAUUCGACAUAAUCUGGAUGUUAUGCACAUUGAGAAAAAUGUGUUUGAUAACGUGUUUAAUACUGUCCUGAAUGUGAAGGGGAAGACAAAAGAUACAGAAAAAUCUAGAGAAGAAUUGAACACCUUCUGCAAGCGGAAAGAGUUGAAGAAAGUGGAUGGAACUCGAGGGUAUCCGAAAGCAUGUUAUACGCUUGACAGGGAAGAGAAGAAGAUCUUACUCCAAUGGAUCAAGAGUCUUAAGUUUCCCGAUGGGUACGUGUCAAAUAUUAGUAGAUGCGUUGACAUGAACGCCCUGAAGAUGCACAACAUGAAAAGUCACGACUGUCACGUGUUCAUGCAAAUCCUUCUGCCUGUUGCAUUUAAAGAACUUCUUCCUAAGAAUGUUUGGGAGGCAAUUACAGAGUUAAGUUUCUUCUUCAGAGAAUUAACAUCCCGCAACGUGGCCAUAUAUGACAUGAGAAUACUGAGUGAGAAGAUAGCUGUUACUCUUUGCAAACUUGAGCGUAUCUUCCCGCCUAGUUUAUUUGAUUCAAUGGAGCACCUACCAGUUCAUUUGGCAGAUGAGGCACGAUUGGCUGGUCCAGUGCAAUAUCGGUGGAUGUAUCCUUUUGAAAGAUAUUUGAGGACAUUAAAAAAUCAUAUAAAAAACAAAGCCAAGGUUGAGGCGUCCAUCGCCAAUGCAUACUUACUUGCAGAAAUGUCAACCUUCUCUUCGUUUUACUUUGAAGAUCAAAUAUCUACAAAGUGGACAACUUUGCCUCGCAAUAUUGAGAUGCCCGUUGCUGAAAAUGAUGAUCCUCUUUGUCUCGCCAUAUUCAAACCUAUUGGGCGUUCACUUGGCCGAGGGACGAAGAGAUACAUGGAUGAGCGCGAAUGGCAUGCUGCACACAUGUAUAUUUUGAGCAAUUGUGCAGAGGUUGCAGAGACAUAUAGCAAGAUCUUCAAGGAGGAAAAACGAUAUGCAAAUCCUUACAUGACUGAUGCAGAGUUUGAAGUCGCGUUUCACAACGAGUUUAUUCUGUGGUUUAACCAUUACGUUUGUCGUCCUUGUAACGACGAGUUGAACCCUUAUAUUAGAUCGCUUGCAGCUGGACCAUUAAGGGAGAUUGAAACAUACUCCGGCUAUUUCGUGAAUGGCUACAGGUUUCACACAACUGAUCAUGAUAGAGAGAGUGCGACUGUGAACAGUGGCGUUUGCAUAAAAGGUUCGGUCUAUGGUAGUGAUAGAGAUGUGCUAGACUUUUAUGGGCGUCUGCAAGAGGUUUGCGUGCUGGAGUAUCCGGGGUAUCCAAUUAAGCAGACAGUCUUGUUCAACUGUGAAUGGUUUGACUUGUCGGCUCAGGGAACUUCUAUUGAUACAGACUUCAAGUUAGUUUCACUGAACCACACACGAAGAUAUAAGAAGUAUGAUCCCUUUGUUUUGGCGAGUCAAGUAGUUCAAGUGUUUUACUGUCCCUAUCCCAGUACGAACCAAUCAAAGAAAAAUUGGUGGUCAGCAUGCAAAGUCAACGCAAGAUCUAAGGUUGAAGUGUCUACUGCAGCAUCUACAUCAACAUUAGAUCAACCAUUUCAAGAAGAAGUGGUUACUAUUAUGCCUACUCACACAAGUGUAGGCAUUGAACAACCACUUCUCCUUCAUCCCCUCGGUGGAGUCGUUGAGAUUGAAGAUGACGAUGAAGCAGAAGACGAUGAUUCCCCGUUGACAUCUAACGAUAGUGAUGAUGAUAGUAGUGAUGCUUAUGAAUAAAUGUAAAUGCACAUUUUGGUUGAAUUUGAUUGCAAAU
Salvia miltiorrhiza (redroot sage) is the source of this 2336-nucleotide messenger RNA. RefSeq lists its product as uncharacterized. The transcript is spliced from 3 exons. The record is from RefSeq and is a predicted model, not a curated record. Lineage: Eukaryota; Viridiplantae; Streptophyta; Magnoliopsida; Lamiales; Lamiaceae. Bases 2 to 2299 code for a protein of 765 amino acids.